GCCCACGGCUCCCCCUCCCACCGCCCCACGCCGCUCCCCCCUCCCCGGCACCCCACGCCUCCGCCUCGUUUCCCUCCCCUCCGCCCGCCGCAUCGUUCCCCUCUGCUACCACCCUUCAAGGUUCAAUUUUUGGAGACCACUGUCCGCAUUUGUCCAUCGGCGACCACGAAGCUCGCCCCCUCCAUGGACGCAGCACUAGAAAGCAUGGGUGCCCCUUCUCCACUCCACGGACGACUACGCGCUCAAGGUGGAGGAGCUCACCGUGUUCAAAAAGGUGGAGGAGCUCACUGUCAAACUCGCCGGAGUGGCGCUCGCCGUCGGCCCCGCGCAUCCGGGCCCGGCGCCGCCGCCGCCAAAGACCACCUCUUCAAGGGGUCGCAGGACCACCCGGGCCUGGUCACCAUCGCCAUGGAGGAUAUCUUGCAGUUCGCGGCGUCCAUUGGUGGUGGAGGACACCCACGUCUUCGAUCUGUUGGAGCCCAAGGAGCAGGAGGUCCUGGUGCUGGAGGAUGCACAUGGCAAGACCAAUCUCAAGGGCCUCUCCAAGGGUGCAGAGUAGAGCAACAGCAGCACGGGCAGGGUCAAGGAGCAGUAGCACGGGCAACUCAGUGGAGCAGCAGCAGCACGGGCAGGGUCAGUGGAGCAGCAGCAGUACGGGCAGGGUCAGCGGAGCAGCAGCAGCACGGGCAGAAACCACCGGCGACAGGGGAGAAGCAGCCGCACGGGUGCGUGGGCAGGGGAGAAGGAGCAGCACGGGUGCGCGGGCGUGGGAGAUCGACGAGGUCGCGCUAGAGAUUGAGGAUCACGUGCGCGAGCUCCUGGUCCACCGGAUCGUGGAGGCAGGCUCCGGCGACGCCGGUAGGGGAUCACGGCGGCGCACGCGCCGGAGCUCGAGGAGGACGCGCGGGAGCACGAGGAGGACGUGCGCGGGCUUGAGGAGGAUGCGGGGGAGCUCGAGGAGGAACCCGCACGACCUCUAGGAAGACGUAGUGGGAGAUUCCGGCGACGCCUGCAGGUAAUCGCAGCGGGAGGGUACCGCGGCGGCGCAGGUCUAGGCUGCAGCGGUGGAGGAGGUUACUGUCGAUGGCGGCGAGAGCAUGUACUUGGCGACGGCGGAGGAGCUCAGCUGGGCUCGCCAGCCCCUGGCAAAUCACGCAGCUGGGCGGCCCCGGCCCCUGGCGACGCGCAGGCGACGGACGGAGGAAGAAGACGGGGCGAAGGGACUUGUUUGAAACGCUUUUGAAACCACGAGGUUUUUUUUUGCAAAAUUACCAGUGAACUACGCCCACGGCAUGUUUUUCGGGACGGGGAGUACAUUCAUGUUGCGGGAUUUUUCGUAAUGCCCGCAAGAAUUGGCCUCUAUGAUGCCAGCAAGUGAUGUUUUUUUUUUACAAUUUUAUUGCAUACAAAGUUACAAGUAGAGUGGAUUUAAAUACAUCACACGAUACAACUACACAAGAGAGAAGUACUGCUCCCCUUUGACUGUGAUGCCCCGAAUCCAGGUUAUAGCGCUUUUUGUGCACACAAAAACCCAACAGGCAAACUUAUGGUGAGGUGUUUUGCGAAAACCCAUGCAGCAUGAGAUGAGCUAAGUCUACAGAAUUAUCAAAAGGGCCAACAUCAUUGCAGCAACAUCAUGACAAACGAUGACCAAAAUCUCUGACAGAAGGAUCGCCGUCAGUUCAGAGGCUGCAAUGAAGGCUCUUCUGCUUACAAGCAGUGAAGCAUUAUCCCCAGAGUU
This is a messenger RNA of Triticum aestivum (bread wheat), 1741 nucleotides long. RefSeq lists its product as uncharacterized. Bases 184 to 792 code for a protein of 202 amino acids. The transcript is spliced from 3 exons. The record is from RefSeq and is a predicted model, not a curated record. Lineage: Eukaryota; Viridiplantae; Streptophyta; Magnoliopsida; Poales; Poaceae.